Molecule: messenger RNA, 2539 nt
Organism: Lemur catta (Ring-tailed lemur)
Lineage: Eukaryota; Metazoa; Chordata; Mammalia; Primates; Lemuridae
Gene: NSUN6
Product: NOP2/Sun RNA methyltransferase 6
Exons: 13
Coding region: 824-2167 (447 amino acids)
Biological process (GO): RNA methylation
Molecular function (GO): RNA binding; methyltransferase activity
Source: RefSeq, a predicted model, not a curated record
GGGAAUUUCCCUCGUUGCGCGCUCCACCGCUUGUCCCCCUAUAGAAGCGUUUCCGGGGCCCCCUUCUUUGAGCGUCUCUGCUGUCCCGUAGGUCUGUCCCUGGCUUCUCAAACUGGAAAAGUCCGCAAUUCCUCUGAUUAAGCAGCGCCGUUUGCUGCCCAGGAGUGAAGUGUUUUCUCGUAACUGAACUCAUUAUUAACCCGUCACCCUGGGAAGGCAGGUUUGGGGUUCUGCCGUGAUUCUUAGUUCUGAGUAGAAUUGGUUGGGAGAGCGCCAUGGAAUGCCUGUAGCCAGAGUUCAGUUACGUGGUUAACCACUCCCCUUCCCCUUGCAGUUUUGCCAAACAUUAGGUAUGUUCGUGGAUCCUAGAUCGAAAUCAGCGCAGAAACCAGUUCCCUACAUAAUUUUCAAUUUCAUUUUCCAUCCAUGAUUCGGUUUUGCUUUCUUUUUUCUCUUUAACCUUCUUCAUGAAUUGAAAAGCUUCACACCCUAGAAUGAGCCGAAACGGGAUGUCCCUGAAACUAGCUGACAAAGCAUGCCUAACUGAAAAGAUCAUGACUUCAGGUGGUUGUAUUUGAACCCUGGUAGCGUGGCCUUUUAAAAUGCCACAACAGGUACCUCAAAGUGUCCAUCUUGAACACAUAAAGUCCUUUAGGGGCUCUGGUGCUCAGUGGCAGUCCUGGUGGCUUUUGAUCAAGUUCCUAACCACUGCAGAUACAUAAACUGCCCAAGAAUCUUGCUUAACUCUACCCGCAAGUGCCUACCACAGAAGUCCUCAGUGAAUGUUGAUUGUCUUUGAUUGCAAAGCCUGUGCUCUAUUACCAUGCUGCCUGUUGUAUCUGCUUUGGGUGAACAAGCAGCAGAAAGGAAGUUUGAAACUCUGUUAAAGCACCUGUCACAUCCUCCAUCAUUCACAACUGUCAGAGUGAAUACAAAUUUAACCUCAGUACAACAUGUGAAAAAUCUGUUACUUGAUGAACUUCAAAAGCAGUUUAAUGGAUUAAGUGUUCCCAUUCUUCAACAUCCAGAUCUUCAGGAUGUCUUACUUAUUCCUGUUAUUGGACCUAGGAAGAAUAUAAAAAAACAACAGUGCGAAGCCAUUGUUGGAGCCCAUUGUGGCAAUGCAGUGUUAAGAGGAGCCCAUGUUUAUGUUCCAGGAAUUGUGUCAGCUUCCAAAUUUAUGAAAUCUGGAGAUGUUAUUUCUGUAUACUCUGAUAUUAAAGGAAAAUGUAAGAAAGGGGCCAAAGAAUUUGAUGGAACAAAAGUAUUUCUUGGAAAUGGGAUUUCUGAACUAAGCCGCAAGGAAAUCUUCAGUGGGUUACCUGAACUAAAAGGUAUAGGCAUAAGAAUGACAGAACCAGUAUAUCUCAGCCCUUCAUUUGACAAUGUACUGCCCAGUUACUUAUUUUUACAGAAUUUGCCAUCUGCCUUAGUUACUCAUGUUCUGAAUCCUCAACCUGGGGAGAAGAUCCUAGACUUGUGUGCAGCACCUGGAGGCAAAACAACACACAUUGCAGCACUAAUGCAUGAUCAGGGAGAAGUGAUAGCACUGGAUAAAAUUUUCAACAAAGUAGAAAAAAUAAGGCAGAAUGCCUUAUUGUUAGGGCUGAAUUCCAUCAGGGCAUUUUGCUUUGACGGAACAAAGGCGGUUAAACUUGAUAUGGUUGAGGACACAGAAGGGGGACCUCCUUUCUUGCCAGAAACCUUUGACCGAAUUCUUCUUGAUGCACCCUGUAGUGGAAUGGGACAGAGACCAAACAUGGCUUGUACUUGGACUUUAAAGGAAGUGACAUCUUAUCAACCAUUACAAAGAAGACUCUUUACUGUGGCAGUUCAGCUGCUGAAGCCAGGGGGUGUGCUGGUUUAUAGCACAUGCACUAUAACACUGGCAGAAAAUGAAGAACAAGUUGCCUGGGCCCUCACAAUGUUUCCUUGCCUGCAGCUUCAGCCCCAGGAACCGCAGAUUGGAGGAGAAGGAAUGAUGGGAGCUGGCCUAUCAUUUGAACAAUUGAAACAGCUGCAGCGAUUUGAUCCAUCUGCUGUGCCAUUACAGGACACUGACAUUGAUUCUCUCAGAGAUGCCAGAACAGAAGACAUGAUGUGGUUGGCAAAUAAGGACUGUAUAGGUUUUUUUAUUGCAAAAUUUGUAAAAUGCAAAAGCACAUAGGAUAAGGAUCCUCAGAAAUGAAAAUUGCAAACAUUUGCUGUCUGCAUUUUUUUUAAAAACCAAAGUGUUGUCAGGCCAACUGAGUGAUGCCAUGGUUGCUAAGGAAACGGAAAAGGCUGCCAGCUGUUUCACCAGGAUCAAGAGAGACAUAGAGGAAGUAGGAGGAUGUGUGAGAUUACAUUUUGUGUUUUUAAAAUACUUUUUUCUUUAUGGGUUUAGUAGAGUAUAAAGAAAAGGAGAUGCCUAUAGAUGUCUGGAACAUUUUCAUUUGGGGUCUAAUAUUUGUAAAGAACACAAGUCAUUUUUAAUGUUAAAAAUUAGUGAAUCUAACAAAAGGAAUAAAUUAGCAAUACUUAAUGUGAUUAUAAAAAA